UGCCAUAUUAUCUAGCUCACAGGGAAACAAGUAAUUUCCAAACUUUGCCAGCAAGCCUACAGCAUCGCGAUAAAAGCAUGUCAUGACAUCUGUGGAUUUCAGCCAGAAACGGAUUUGAAUUGUUGCAAAACUUGGCAAGAAGGGAAUUAUUUCAAUGAUUGUAGAACCCUUGAAAUCUGAUGAGUGGAUGGCAUCUAAAGGUUCUCUCAUUCUUUAGAAUUCAGAAUGUUCUAGUACAGCCUUAUUAGCUUGAACAUUUUCUAAACGUUCCCUUCAACUAAAUCAUUGAAUCGAGCCAAAGCUACUUGUGACACAAGAAUUGACACCAGGACAUUUUUAUUUGGUCUUUAUCUAUCACUAUUGGAUUAUUUAUUUGUCUUCCAAGAUGGAUCUUCAUCUAGUUGUAUCGUUUCUUGUCCUUGUAUUCAUUGUGGAUUUUCAUUCAUGGAAGGUGUCGGGCUGUCAGUGCUCUCAUACGCCUCACCCACAGCAGUACAUGUGCGAUGCAGACUAUGUUAUCAGAGGGAAAGUAAUAGCAGAGGCAUUUGUACCGAACGGUGGCGUCAAAUCCUCCAAGGCACCUGUCCCUACGCUACCCCCACCAACCACCACAAAGAGGCCACCAUUCAAGUUCCCUGACUUCAGAGAGCGCCAGUGGUGGGAGCCAGUCCUCCGUCGGCCACACCCAAGGAAUCCUCCCCCAAGGCAACCUGAGUGGAGGAAUCCCUUCUUGGGCUUCCAGAACCCCCCUCCAAUGGUCCUUGCUGAUGAAGCCCCGCCUCCAGAACCCCAGCACCUUGAGGAACCUGAGCUACCUCUCAUGGUAGCUGACCAGCCAAGCCAAGCCUAUCAUCAUGGGGCAUACAAGGAGACAUUCCCAUGGCAAUACAGGAGGAGAUACACGUUGAAGGUGGACAAGGUUUACAAGGGAGAGGAGAUGAUUUCAGUCAAGUCAACAGUCAAUGUCUUUACGGAACCAGAAGAAAGCAUGUGUGGAAAACAACUCAAAAUGGAUACAAGAUACCUUAUUGCUGGUUAUAUUGUAGAUGGGGAAAUCUUCAUAGGCCUGUGUGACUGGGUAGUUGAGAAGUCUAAGCUCACCAAGGAUCAGAGGAGAGGACUCAGGCAUACCUACAAGAAAUAUUGCGAUGUCUGCAGAAUAAAAUCUGGAACUCUGUACUGGCCUCCUGAAGCCAAGGAGAAGGAUGUCUGCCCUUAUAACCCAUACCUUUCAGGAAACACAGAUUGCGAAGGAAAAUAUUCCAGUUGUAUCAGGUCUUCAGACGGUACCUGCAACUGGAUGGAGACGAGACAGCUCAAACACUGUAAGAGGAAAAUAGAGAGUUCAGUAUUCUUAUAACUCUACAAAGAGCAGUACCUGACUCUAAAGAGGCUUCCAGAACUGACCUUAAAGAUUGCUUUAGCAAUGUGGAAGGAGUAUGGGGUGCACUGCUAGAGACAUGGGCAAGUGGAGAGCAGAUGAACUGUCCAAACUGUGCAGUUUCCCAUUGUUCUCUCUUGGAGCAGUCGCCACAAUGAAAGAAUUGCUUGGAGAAACUUCCUAGAGCUCUGCAAUGGAACAUUUUGUGCAGAAGCUCUGGAUUCCUUCCAUCUGAAGAGUCUAAGUUCACUCACUCUCUCUAUGAUGCAGCCUUUGACUACAACGAGAGCUGCAUAUGGAGGAUUUGUCUUGUGGCAGUUGUCUUGAUGUUAGUCCAUGGCUUACAGGAUGUCGGACGUACAUCCCUUGAUAGAACCUUCUACAACCUAUAGAUGUGAGCUGUUUGGUGGAACACUUUGGAGGACUGUCCCUCAUGUGUUCACUCUAUUAAUAUCAAAGGAUACUGGUGUGGUCAGCUUAAGAAACACAGGUUUUAAUGUGGACAUGGGUCAAGUAUUGGUAUUCACAUAAACUUCACAACUGUGUUUACAGUCUGGUCCAGUAAUCAAGGAAAUUUGAAGUUCUUCACAAAAAAAAAGUUCUGUGCCUGAAACAGACAUUGAGAUAUAUUCAUUCAAAAGCUUGUAGUUACUGCUUUGAAACUAUGAGCGAGAUAUUCCGUGAUUUGAAGCUGGACUUAGACGGGUGAUUUGGGAUCAUGUGCCCAAGAAAAAAUAUAAGAUGUACUAUUUAAGCUAUAAAUCAUGUAUGUUUUAAGCUACUAAUGGUGGUGAUGGCCAAGAUAGAAAGUUGAAAAAAUAGAGAUCUCAGAAGUCUCAGGAAAACCUGACUUGCAUAUUGAAGUUGAUGACAUCUAAAACUUUGAUAAUUUUUGUUAUACCGCAGUAUUAUAAUGCAAGUACAUCUUGAGAUUUAAAAAAAAAAGAGGUUUAUCAUACAAAUAGAAAUGAAAUUUGAUAAAUACUUCCAACUGUGUAUGCAAUUUUGAAAUAUGAAUUAUUCAAAGUAUUAUAUCAAAUUAUGUAUGAUCAAUAGAUUAUUUAUUAUUGAACAAGGUUUAAAUGAUGGGUUGUGUUACUCUCCCCUCCUACCUAUAUAUAUGUAUAUUUAUAUAUAUAUAUACAUAUACUAUUCUUAAAUGUUAUGUAGUUUGUUGAUGUGUUAAAUGUUCAUUUAGGAUUCAUUAUUAUGGAACUGUUAUGAAGACACCCAUGCUUCAAAGGCUUGUCCAUGCAGACAUGCUGUAGUAAACUUUGGCCUUUUUUAUAAGGUGCAAAAUGUCCAACGUGCAUAUCCUGAGUUCUGUUAUAUAGGAUACAGAGAUGUACAACAUAUUAACAAUUAUUUAAAAGUCGCCGCAUUUGUUUCCACAGCAUAUCUCAAUAAGGCUUACAGGUUGUUUUUUAAAGUCAUUUUGUUUGUGGGAUCAUGGAAGGAGAAAAAAGCAGUACAUUUUUGGUAUACAUUCAGAUGUUGAGUUCAAUAUAGAAGUAAACUCUUCAUAUUUAAUGGCUAAAAAGCAUCACAACGGAUACCAAAGGAUAAAAAUGAAGAGAUAUGAAGACAUUGGUCGGGUGAGGUGUACUAUUCUAUGCAUAAGAUUCCAUUGUCUUUAAGUCUUGUACUUAGAAUUUUUGCACUAUAUCUUUGCCAUGAUUGAAGUGAUUUCAGCUCCUGAGCUGCUGAUGUCCAUGCCAAUUUAUGCCUGCAUGAAAGAUGUGAUUAGCUGGAAGAGAUAAGGUCAUCAUUGUCUCACAGGUGUCAUCUCUUAAGGUUCAAGAUGCAAGCCCAGCUAGGUCAGCUGCGGUCGCGAUGUAUCAUCGUGUCUGUCCACGGACUCGUUGUUCUUCUGAUGGUCCCUAUGUCCA
Messenger RNA from Strongylocentrotus purpuratus (purple sea urchin), 3270 nucleotides. RefSeq lists its product as uncharacterized. NCBI's taxonomy places the organism in Eukaryota, Metazoa, Echinodermata, Echinoidea, Camarodonta, Strongylocentrotidae. Gene Ontology annotation, molecular function: protease binding; metalloendopeptidase inhibitor activity. The transcript is spliced from 4 exons. The coding region runs from base 386 to 1360 and encodes 324 amino acids. The record is from RefSeq and is a predicted model, not a curated record. Gene Ontology annotation, cellular component: extracellular matrix. Gene Ontology annotation, biological process: negative regulation of endopeptidase activity; negative regulation of membrane protein ectodomain proteolysis.